AAUAAAGAAACCUAAAACAGAUGAAAAACAAUAUCAGGACGACAAAUACGACACCAAUCGUGAUUUAUUUACAAGUGCUGUACCAAUCGCUGGACUCAACUGUGGUGUGCUUUAUUUAAUCCGGGUGGUGUGCGUGCAAUCCAAGCAGCUGGAGCUGUAAACAGCAGACAGUGAGGCGUUCAGUUAUUUGCUUAUGCCUUGAAACAGAAUACGGAAUACGCAAUAAAUAAUCAGCGACCUUCCCACACACAUACACAUACGCAAACACAGACACACACAGGCACACACACACAUAGCCAGGCAGAGUAAGAGCGUGAGUGUGUGUCUGCCGGGCGGAUUGGGGCGGGGGGAGAUCGUUUUGAGGCAAUAGCGCGCAGAUAUCGUGGCGCGCUAGAGCCCCCACUAACUGAUUCACACAGUUCUCAAUUCAUUCAAUUCUCGAUCUUUAAUUCCACUUUCGAUUCGAGAACAAGACUAUCAAUUGAAACAAAUAUCAGCCGAUUUCGUCAGUUGACUGCAAGUGGAACAGCUGAUAAUGCCGUCGAGAUCUGCUGCCGCUGAAGCGGCUGCCAAUUGCAAUGCCAACGGUCAGCCGCUAGUGAAGAUUGGCCAUUAUUUGCUUGGUGCCACACUCGGAACGGGUACAUUUGGCAAAGUCAAGAUUGGCGAACAUCAGAUCACGCGCCUUAAGGUCGCUGUCAAGAUACUCAACAGGCAGAAGAUCAAGAGUCUCGAUGUCGUAGGCAAGAUACGUCGUGAGAUACAAAAUCUCAAACUCUUUCGGCAUCCGCACAUCAUCAAGCUCUACCAGGUCAUCUCAACGCCCUCGGAUAUUUUUAUGAUUAUGGAAUAUGUGAGCGGUGGCGAAUUGUUUGACUAUAUUGUGAAGCACGGCAAGCUGCAGGAGCAUCAGGCCCGGCGCUUCUUUCAACAGAUUAUAUCGGGCGUGGACUACUGCCAUCGGCAUAUGAUCGUACAUCGUGAUUUGAAGCCUGAGAACCUGUUGCUGGAUCAUAACAUGCAUGUGAAGAUCGCUGACUUUGGACUGUCCAACAUGAUGCUCGAUGGCGAGUUCUUGCGCACCUCGUGCGGCUCACCAAACUAUGCGGCGCCGGAGGUUAUCUCGGGCAAACUGUAUGCGGGCCCCGAGGUGGAUAUUUGGUCAUGUGGCGUCAUUUUGUACGCCCUGCUCUGCGGCACGUUGCCGUUUGACGAUGAGCAUGUGCCAUCGCUAUUUCGCAAAAUCAAAUCCGGCAUCUUUCCCAUACCGGAGUACCUUAAUAAGCAGGUGGUCAACUUGGUGUGCCAAAUGCUGCAAGUGGAUCCGCUCAAGCGUGCCACCAUCGAGGAGAUCAAGAAGCACGAGUGGUUCCAAAAGGAUCUGCCCGCCUAUCUGUUUCCAUCGUCCAUCGAGCAGGACUCGAAUGUCAUCGAUACGUAUGCCGUGUCCGAGGUCUGCACCAAGUUUGGCGUCAAAGAGUCCGAAGUGCACAAUUCACUGCUGAGCGGUGAUCCUCACGAUCAGCUGGCCAUUGCCUAUCAUUUGAUAAUUGACAACAAACGCUUUGCGGACGAUGCCGCCACGCAGAUAAGCGAAAUCAACAAUUUCUUUGUUGCCGGCUCACCGCCGCCUACGUCCACAUUGACGCACUCACCACAUGAGCCUCGCACCAGCGGGGCAGAGCCACAGGUCACAAUAAUUGCUGGCGGCACGGCGGCCAGUUCGGGCACCGCCACGCCCGUACACAAUGGUACACCCGGCAGUGUGGGCGCUGGCAGCGGCAUAAGACCGCACCCGGAGCGCAUUGCACCCAUGCGUGAGCGUCAGUUGGCGAUGUCGGUGCAGAAUACAGGCGGCGCCGCUUUUCCGGAGAAGGCGCCACGCGGUGGCACGCCCAUCAAGCGCGCAAAAUGGCAUCUGGGCAUAAGAUCGCAGAGCAAGCCGAAUGACAUCAUGCUGGAGGUAUAUCGUGCCAUGAAGGCGCUCAACUAUGAGUGGAAGAUCAUCAAUCCGUACCAUGUGCGUGUGCGGCGGCAGAACAUAAAGACGGGCAAGUUUUCGAAGAUGUCGCUGCAGCUGUAUCAAGUGGACACCAAGAGCUAUCUGCUUGACUUCAAGUCAUUGACCAACGACGAGGUGGAACAGGGCGAUGAUGUCAUCAUGGAGAGCCUAACGCCGCCGCCCCUAAGCGCCAGCGGCGUGAUGCCACUGCAGCCAACUGGCCACCACACCAUGGAGUUCUUCGAGAUGUGUGCCGCACUCAUCAUACAGCUGGCGCGCUAAGCUAGCCUUACCAAAAUUUCGUUAAGCCGAAUGAUAAAAAUAUAUACAUUAUUUCAUACAGACAUAUAAAACAUAGAGUAUACCUAUACUGAAGUACUUUGUGAUUGCAUUCGGAAUUCUUAAGCUUCAUAUUGUUAUAAACCACGUAAUCCUAGCCCUGCUGCUCGACAAUGUCAGUGUCAGUGGCAGCGGCUGGGUUAUUUUAUUAUUCGUAAGCCGUUGAUAUACAUAUAUCCAUUAGUUUAACAAAAACAAAAACAAAAAGAAAAGCAACAAGUUAGACGCUUUAUCCAUUUUAUGUCAUUUUAUGUGUUGAAUGCCCUUUUAAUUAUUAGAUACAUACUAUAUUACC
Molecule: messenger RNA, 2636 nt
Organism: Drosophila busckii
Lineage: Eukaryota; Metazoa; Arthropoda; Insecta; Diptera; Drosophilidae
Gene: AMPKalpha
Product: 5'-AMP-activated protein kinase catalytic subunit alpha-2
Exons: 2
Coding region: 536-2284 (582 amino acids)
Biological process (GO): protein phosphorylation; intracellular signal transduction
Cellular component (GO): cytoplasm
Molecular function (GO): ATP binding; protein serine/threonine kinase activity
Source: RefSeq, a predicted model, not a curated record